Messenger RNA from Helianthus annuus (common sunflower), 1635 nucleotides. Its product is annotated as 3-ketoacyl-CoA synthase 5. The record is from RefSeq and is a predicted model, not a curated record. Gene Ontology annotation, cellular component: membrane. The transcript has a single exon. Gene Ontology annotation, biological process: fatty acid biosynthetic process. Gene Ontology annotation, molecular function: acyltransferase activity, transferring groups other than amino-acyl groups. Lineage: Eukaryota; Viridiplantae; Streptophyta; Magnoliopsida; Asterales; Asteraceae. The coding region runs from base 88 to 1446 and encodes 452 amino acids.
UCCCUUUAUAUACACCCUUAAACAAACACCAAUUCACACACAAUCACCGAAUCACUCUCCUCCUUUUGGAAUAUUUCACACAAAAUCAUGCUUAAGUUUGCAAAACUAGCCUAUGAGCAUCUAAUCAUAUCUUCCUCUCAACAUGAUCCCAUCAUUUCUUUCUCUCUACUAAUCAUCAGCAUGCUCAUGUUCUACAUCAUGAAAAAGCCUAAAACGGUCUACCUCCUCGACUUUGCAUGUUUUAGGCCUCCCCGGAUGUAUCGGGUACCCUUUGCCACUGCCAACGAACACGGACGCAUCAUUUUAGCCUCGCAGCCGAAAAACAUUGAAUUCCAACUUAAGAUCUUCGAGCGGGCCGGGUUGGGCGAGGAAACAAGCUUACCCGGAGCCUUACAUUACAUACCACCAACCCCUAGUUUGAUGGAUGCUAGAGAAGAGACCGAGAUGGUGGUUUUCUCUGCGGUGGACUCGUUGUUUGAGCAAACCAGGCUUAAACCUGAAGACAUUGAUAUUGUAAUCAUGAAUUGCAGCCUCUUUGUAGCAACUCCAUCACUUUCAUCUAUAGUGAUUCACAAAUAUAAAAUGAGAAGUAAUGUGAAGAGUUAUAGCUUAUCUGGGAUGGGAUGUAGUGCUGGCCUAAUUUCAAUUGAUUUAGCUAAACACCUUCUUCAGGUCCAUCCGGAAUCUAAUGCACUUGUAAUAAGCACUGAAAUCAUCACUCCGAAUUCAUAUUUAGGAAGUGAAAGAUCGAUGCUACUCCCAAAUGUUCUUUUUAGAAUGGGAGGUGCAGCAAUCCUAUUAACAAAUAAAAGGUGUUUAAGUAACCAUGCAAAGUAUAGUCUCUUGCAUGUGGUUCGUACACACAAAGGGGCUGAUGAUAAAUCUUAUGGUUGUGUUACACAAACAGAAGAUAAAGAAGGUUACCCAGGAGUAGCCCUUAGCCAAGAUCUCAUGGUGAUUGCAGCUAAAUCCUUAAAAUCAAACAUCAGUACACUUGGAUCAUUGGUUCUUCCAUUGUCUGAACAGCUCUCUUUUCUCUUCAAUCUUUUAGGGAGAAAAGUGUUUAAACUGAAAAGGAAACCCUACAUUCCUAAUUUCAAAAAGGCGUUCGAUCAUUACUGUAUCCAUGCAGGAGGACGGGCGGUGCUCGAUGCGAUCCAGGAGAGUUUGAAGUUAUCUGAUGAACACAUUGAGGCGUCGAGAAUGACGUUGUAUCGGUGGGGAAAUACAUCUUCGUCGUCAGUAUGGUACGAGAUGGGGUACAUUGAAGCAAAGGGAAGGAUGAAGAAAGGUGAUAGGGUUUGGCAAAUAGGGUUUGGGAGUGGGUUUAAGUGUAAUAGUGUGGUUUGGAAGUGUAAUAGAGACAUUGAAAUUCCAAAAAGUGGAGCAUGGGCAGAUUGCAUUAAUAGGUACCCAGUUUCUAUUCCAGAAAUUGUGAAGUAUUAAGGUGAAGAGGAGAAUGUUUGUUUCUUAUUAGAGUUCCUUGGAAUUCUAUAAUAAAAUGGUUGCAACGAAUAAACUUAUAAACUUUGGUUACUAUUGUGUGAAGUUUUCCUUUAAAAAAAGGAAAGUAAAUGACUCGAUCUAUGUAUUUGUAAAUUUGUUUGGCAUUUUAGUCUAUGUUUCUUCUUGAUU